AAACCCGACAGAAAAUCUUAUGAAUGAUAAUGGUUGAGAUUCACUCCCCUCAAAGCAUACCCCUAAGAUUCAGCAUUGCUAAUGUACGCUUUCGCAGAAAAUCCAUCGACGAUCCGAAAUCACCACCACCUGACCCAUACCCAAUUAAAGCGCGAGACUCAUUGUUUACUAGGUACAACCCAUAUGCAAACUCUCUUGAAGAGAGCUUCGAAAUAGAAAUCAAUCACGGCGUCGUCAUUCGUGAAUUGGCAGCCAGACCCCAAUUUGCUGGACGGAUACCAUCAAAGCGAAGAAGACUCUUGGAACUUGUAGAGCAUUUACACAACCCGGGGAUUCCUGCUGCAAUGGAACAGCUUCGUGACGCCAGCCAUUACAUCAAGGUCAUAAGUCAGACGAUUCAUCGCAUCCAGUCUGCUUCCCACACGGAAUCAAGACAUUCAGUCAGCGACAAUGUUGAGGAAUGCCCGCAAUGCACCCACGCCCUCUAG
Amorphotheca resinae ATCC 22711 is the source of this 488-nucleotide messenger RNA. RefSeq lists its product as hypothetical. Bases 24 to 488 code for a protein of 154 amino acids. NCBI's taxonomy places the organism in Eukaryota, Fungi, Ascomycota, Leotiomycetes, Helotiales, Amorphothecaceae. The transcript has a single exon. The record is from RefSeq and is a predicted model, not a curated record.